AGCUUUUGAUUAGAGUGUAGGUGGUUGAUUAUGGCCAUUGAUUUUAUUAUUAUUGUAUCGUCUUAGUGCACAGAGCAACGCACGAUUUGCAUACGCCAUGAGGAAUGAAACGGAGAAACCUCACCCGACUUUCGCACAGAACUGCCGUUCGUACGUCUCGGAGUGCUGCUCCAACUGCAGCGUGCACGGAUUCAAGUUUUUGGGCGAGAGAAACCGCAACAUCUUUGAAAGAAUCCUGUGGCUGACUACCCUGAUCGUUUGUAUAACUUUGUGCGCCAGUACGAUAUUGCAAGCCUACCACAAGUGGCAGAGGUCUCCGGUCGUCGUCUCGUUCGCCACCACCGAAACCCCGGUUUGGGACAUUCCGUUUCCGGCCGUUACCAUUUGCCCUGAAGCAAGAGCGGAGAGGAGUAUUGUUAACUAUACUGACUUGGUGCUGAUGGUGAGACGUGGGGAACAGCUGAGUCGACAACAGAGGCAGGAUCUCAGCUACAUCUCCCAGAUAUGCUCGCACGACUGGGAGGACGAGGUCGGCGAGGAAGAGGAUUUUUUAACGGAGGACUUUUACGAGUUUCUUUUUAAUGUGAAGCCAAACGUUGACCAUGCCAUCAGCGAAUGUGUGCUGUUUGGAAAAAGCUGUACUAAGGAUAUUCGCGCCUUGUUUACUCCCAUAGUGUCACCAGAUGGCGUUUGCCUCUCUUUCAAUUUGCUAGAUAGAAGAGACGUCUUCGAAGAUAUUGUGGCGACCAAUUAUUACACGAACCGCGGUAUACCUCACCAAAAGCGCUCCAAUUGGACCUUGGAGAGGGGAUACAGUGCAACGGAUGACAAUGACGUGAUGCCACGUCGUACUUUUGUGCCCGGAAUCGCGGGCGGUCUUCAGCUGACGUUGUGGGUUGAAUCAAAGAACGUCGAUUAUGUUUGCAGUGAUGCUCUUCAAGGCUACAAGAUUAUCCUCCACAGCCCGUCGCAAUUUCCGUUUACGGAAGGAAACUUCAUUCGCGUGGGACUGAAUCAGGUCUUGGUUGCGUCAGUCAAACCGAUUAUGGUGAUGACCUCGAAGCGACUUAGAAGCUACCACCCAGACAAUCGGGAGUGCUACUUCAUGGAGGAAAGGAAACUGAAGUUCUUCAAGAAGUACGAUCAAAACAACUGCAUCCACGAGUGUCUCGCAAACUACACGUUGCAUAGUUGCGGGUGCGUCCCAUUCGAAAUGCCACGGAUAAAUUCGACACCGAUCUGUGGUCGUGCCAAAAGGGAGUGUGUCAGAAACGCCUCAGCGCUAUUUUUGGUGAACAAGAACGUAAAGAUCUUGGAUAAUGUCAACGAGCCCAAUUUCGUGGAGAAAUGCGACUGCCGCCAAACUUGCAGCUCGAUACGUUACGAGACGGAAAUCUCCCAAACGGAAUGGAGGUGGAAAAGGAUGGAGAGGACAUUGCACCAUAACGGAACACGAAAGAAAUUGAACGACGAAUACUCAAAGAUUCAGAUCUUCUUCAGAGAUUUGCAAUUUAUCACAUCGGAGAGGCAGGAGCUUUACGGCCUGAUGGAUUUCCUGUCGAGCUGCGGAGGCUUGCUCGGGUACUGGAAACCGCUAUUAGAUGCUACGUCUUGAAGACUCGUACAAGAAACUUGGUCACCGUAGUAGUCUCGUACGCAUAUCUGUGUUGAUUGUAGAAC
This is a messenger RNA of Photinus pyralis (common eastern firefly), 1680 nucleotides long. Its product is annotated as pickpocket protein 28-like. Bases 98 to 1615 code for a protein of 505 amino acids. Gene Ontology annotation, molecular function: ligand-gated sodium channel activity. NCBI's taxonomy places the organism in Eukaryota, Metazoa, Arthropoda, Insecta, Coleoptera, Lampyridae. Gene Ontology annotation, biological process: sodium ion transmembrane transport. Gene Ontology annotation, cellular component: membrane. The transcript is spliced from 10 exons. The record is from RefSeq and is a predicted model, not a curated record.